AUGUCAUGCUUUGUGGACUUUUGUGAGCUGCUCUCGUGGAUCCUUGACAACCAUGCCCAGCCCAAACUCUUUGCUAUGACUGUUUGGACAGUAUGGAACCAACGUAACCAGAUUCGACAUUAUGUUCCAAGUUGCAAAACGGAUCAGAUUGCUCAAGUGGCUUUGGAAAAACUAAACGAGUUUCGCUAUAUUCUUCCACAGCCAAUGCCUGCUCGUCCACAACCCAAGGCAGUGUGGAAACCACCACCAAGCGGCAUCUUCAAAUUGAAUUUUGAUGGAGCUGUCUUCAAGUUUGAAAACAAAAGUGGUGUGGGUGUUGCUAUUCAGGAUUGCAGAGGACAGAUAAUAGCUUCAUUAGCCCAGGUAUUGCCACAAGCGUAUGGUGCUAUGGAGAUAGAAGCAUUAGCAGCACACCGUGCCUUGGUGUUUGGACUAGAGGUUGGAAUAAGCGAAGCUAUGUUGGAGGUUGAUUGUCAAACUGUCAUGCAAGCCUUGAAGGAAGGAGGGAGUAACUUAGCAUUAGUGAAGCCCCUUAUUCUUGAUGCUCUUAGUCAGUCCAGUUCUUUUACUAAAUUACUAUACUCUCACACUAAGAGAGAUGGUAAUAAACUUGCCCAUAGUAUAGCCCGGCAUUCUAUUAAUGUCGAUAACUAUGUAGUAUGGAUGGAGGAUGUUUCAACACAUUUAUUUUCUAUUUUCUAUUGUUCAGAUUGGAAACUCUCAUCAAAGUGA
This is a messenger RNA of Quercus lobata, 732 nucleotides long. RefSeq lists its product as uncharacterized. The record is from RefSeq and is a predicted model, not a curated record. The transcript has a single exon. The coding region runs from base 1 to 732 and encodes 243 amino acids. Gene Ontology annotation, molecular function: RNA-DNA hybrid ribonuclease activity; nucleic acid binding. Lineage: Eukaryota; Viridiplantae; Streptophyta; Magnoliopsida; Fagales; Fagaceae.